CCAUAUUGGAAACACUAAUUUCUGCCUUCACCACCAAGCCGUAGCGGAUGGACAGAAACCCGUGAAGAAUGGGAAGUGUUAUUGUUUCUAAUGCAUUGUUUUGCACAUAAAGAAAGUGUUUUUUUAUGUUUUAGUUAAAACCUAUUCGAUGGUUUGAUUUAGUCCUUUCCAAACAUGUCGGCCUCAGAGGACGCACAGAGCCUGGAGCAGCUGAAUAAAUUUGAGAAGCUGUCAGGGAGUCCUCCUCUCCGAGUGGCAGGCUCUAAGAAGAAAGCUCGCUGGCUUCAGGCUCGCCGAAUCCUCACUCAGCCUUGCUCCAGCCUGCGGAUCCCUAACAGGUUUUUAAGAGAAGGUCACAGGGCCCCUCCAGCGCGGAGCGGACACCGAUGCGUCGCCGAUAACACCAAUUUAUACGUGUUUGGUGGCUACAACCCCGACUUUGACGAGUCAGGUGGCUCAGAGAAUGAGGAUUACCCUCUUUUCAGGGAGCUCUGGAGGUAUCACUUCGCAACAGGGACGUGGCAGCAAAUCCGCACAGAGGGCUACAUGCCUACAGAGUUGGCCUCCAUGUCAGCUGUUUUGCACGGGAACAACCUGCUUGUGUUUGGCGGCACUGGAAUCCCGUUUGGAGAAAACAACGGGAACGACGUUCACGUUUGCAACGUCAAAUACAAGAGGUGGUCGCUGCUUAACUGUAGAGGGAAGAAACCCAACCGAAUAUACGGGCAGGCGAUGGCCAUCAUAAACGGCUUCCUUUACGUGUUCGGAGGGACGACAGGCUACAUUUACAGCACAGAUCUGCACAGACUGGACCUCACCACACGUGAGUGGAUUCACCUCAAACCAAACAACCCUCCAGAUGACCUGCCGGAGGAGCGAUACAGACACGAGAUAGCACACGACGGACAAAGGAUAUACAUCCUAGGAGGAGGAACCUCUUGGACAUCCUACCCUUUAGACAAGAUUCACGCGUACAACCUCGAGACAAACUCGUGGGAGGAGAUCACAACAAAACCUCACGGACGAAUAGGUUAUCCAGCUCCCAGGAGAUGUCAUAGUUGUGUCCAGAUAAAAAAUGACGUAUUUAUAUGUGGAGGCUAUAACGGCGAGUUGAUCCUGGACGAUUUGUGGAAGAUCAGCCUGCAGAACUUCCAGUGGAAUAAACUACCUGCGGUGAUGCCUGAGCCGGCGUAUUUUCACUGUGCUGCUGUCACACCGGCCGGCUGCAUGUACAUCCACGGAGGCGUAGUGAGCAUCCACGAGAACAAGAGGACUGGCUCUCUCUUUAAGAUCUGGCUGGAGGUCCCAAGCCUGCUGGAGCUGUGCUGGGAAAAACUGCUGAAAUCAUUUCCUCAACUAGCUCAGCUCUCGACCAUGCAGCUGCUUAACCUGGGUCUCACACAGGAACUCAUCGAACGCUUAAAAUGAGGAUCGUCACCAAGCACAUAGCAUGCGAUCUAUCGUAGGACGAAGGACGGACGACACACUUGAGCCAGUGUCCGAUGAUAAGGAAUACGUGACUGAUUUUUAUCAUUUCCUUUCCUGCUCCUUCCGGAAUAUAUCCUUAUAAUGUAGCCUGCCUUAAAACCAAAAAAAAAAGAACUUCGGGUCGGCCUUUCGUUCCAUUUCCGUUGUACUUUUAAUUAUUUAAGACAUCAAGUAGGAAGCGGUCCGUCUUUCAGGCUCUCCGUUUCUUUUGGCCUUCCCUCCAUCUGGACAGGAUAAACUCGGAUUGCCUUCGAAUAAACGUGGUUUUAUUUCUGCUCUAACUACAGCGACGGACAGAAAAACAUCUCAACGUGCAACGUCAAGCUGGUUUGUGUAACAGAUCAUUACUAUGCUGAUUAGGCUCGCUAAUGUUACGUGAAUAUUGUUCAGCAAUCUCUCACACACACACACCAUCAGUCCAUCCCGUUCUCUUUCUUUUUUUUUAUUUAUUUAUUUCUGCAAACAAAAAAAACAACUCGUAUCCUCCUUCGGGAGCAGGUGUGUUUUUCCGUUCUUUUGUCUCAUCCCAAUCUUUAUUCACUGUGAAUAAGGUGCUCUUUAAUUUACUUUUAAUGCUUUUAUUAUAAUAAAACACUUUUUUUGUUCUCUGCCAAAUCUGCUCUCCGCUUAUACAGACCUUUUUAAACGACGACGUUAGAUCACACACAAGUUCAUCUGCUUCAGUGCCUUUUCAGGGAAUUAAGUAAAAUGUGCUGUAUAUCACUCGACAGUGUCAAUAACGCACGCGCCUUGACGUAAGCACCUUACGUAUUUGAAAGUAUUUAAUGCUGAAACUAGAGUUAGCUUGAACUACAUCCCUGACUCUAAAACCUCUUUCCUUUUUAGAAGAUACUGACGUAGGACGCAUCGAUCUUUGGACAAUCGUUAAAGGGAAGAAAAAAAAAACAAACGCUCUGAUCCGACAACCGCACGAUGACUGGAUGACACUAAAUGAUGUAGUUCGCACUUAAUUAACCAAGCAAAGCUGCUCUGUGUAAAAUAUCAAGAGGAGGAAAUACAAAGCCUUCUACUACAAUACAGUACGUCACAGUGUUUGUUUAAACGGUAUGAGAGAGUUCAGGAGCGUGAGCACUUCAUUUCUACGAGCGCUGAGCACUAAGACGCGCAUCCGACUAACGCUACUGUUUCGUAGUCGUAAAACCAGCAGCAGCACAACGCAGCAACCACAAUAAACAGAAAGAAAUCAAAUUCAAUGUUCCAUGACUUCCUUUAACUUACUUUAUUAUUACUCGGUAGUGAUUGAUUGAUUAUCAGUUUGGUUUACACGAGUUGAAUCUUUUUUUUGUAAUCAAUUAAUCACACACUGGAAACCUUGUCGACGCGUCUGCGAUCUCUAAGUAACCGCAAGCCUCAUUUCUCUAUUUCAUAAUAUUUACAUAAACAAAAUGUCAUAUUUUGACAUUAAGCUCAGUACAACCUGAGUGUUUCAUUUAAACUCUUAUGUUUUACCCUCCGUUUUAAAUUAGAGCUAGAAGUCUCAGGGUUGCACCAACCUGAAACAGCCCCCACACACACUUUGGUUUUUUUUUUUUUCUUUUGCAUGUCUGAUAAAUAAAGUUUGAAGGAGUAUGAACCCUAUGAACCCUAUGAACCCUAGGCCACACUGGAUUCUGCUCUUUGCUGAUGUGGUUUUAAGGCAGAUAUCGAAUACCUGUAUUUGUGUUGAUUAUAGGAAGUCAAUAAAUUUAUCGAUCGAA
Molecule: messenger RNA, 3206 nt
Organism: Tachysurus vachellii
Lineage: Eukaryota; Metazoa; Chordata; Actinopteri; Siluriformes; Bagridae
Gene: klhdc10
Product: kelch domain containing 10
Exons: 10
Coding region: 175-1428 (417 amino acids)
Biological process (GO): positive regulation of stress-activated MAPK cascade
Molecular function (GO): protein binding
Source: RefSeq, a predicted model, not a curated record